UGUGUGUGUGUGUGUUUUGAUCACUGUUAGCUGCUCUGACAGAAGAAAACCUCAGAGCUCUCUCAGUAGUACAUUGACGCGCUUCCUCUAUAGAGUUUUGACCUCCAGAAGACUUAGUGUGACACAUUUUUGUGUAGUGAUGGCGGGUGUAACACGGUGCGUGUUGAAGCGGUUUCUCAUGAGCAGCGGGAAACGGAUCUUCCCGCAAUCCACAGCAGCCCUGCGGGCUCAGCUACAGACGCACGCGCGGACCAGCAGCAGCGCCUCAGACAUUCCUGGUGUAAAAGAGCGCACUUUGGUUGCCAUCAAGCCGGAUGGGGUUCAGAGGCGUCUGAUUGGUCAGAUCAUUAAACGCUUUGAGCAGCGAGGGUUCCGCUUGGUAGGUCUGAAGAUGGUGCAGGUAUCUGAAGAAUUACUGGCCCAGCAUUAUGUGUCUCUUCGUAAGAAACCAUUCUACCCCAGUGUACUGCAGUAUAUGACCUCAGGGCCUGUGGUGGCAAUGGUGUGGGAGGGCCACAAUGUAAUAAAGUCAACACGUAUGCUAGUGGGAGACACAAACCCAGCUGAAGCUGCACCUGGAACUCUGAGAGGAGACUUUAGUGUUCAUGUUAGCAGGAACGUUGUGCAUGCCUCUGACUCACCUGAAGUAGCACAAAAAGAGAUCUCGCUUUGGUUUCAACGCUCCGAGUUGAUUGACUGGGUGUGUUGUGACCAUGGCAACAUCUACCAUCCAUGAGUGUGUGCUUGUGAAUGUUAGUUAUACCUCUUAAUACUUUUAGAGAAAAUUAUUUUAAAAAGAUUUUAACUCUGCAAUGUAUAUUUUAAUCAUGUUCCAGAAAUUUUCGUCAUAUAUUUCCUGAAUAGUUUGCCAAAUAAAUAAAAUCUAUUUCAAAUUCACAGUAUUAUAAAAGAAUGUUCAAAGUUUGAAGCCAAAGCAUCCGAUGUUUCUUAAUGAAUCUGUAAAUUUUGCACAGGAACAACACUGUACAAGUGAUCUAACAAAACAACUGCACAUUACUGUAAUACCAGCUAUAAAUGAUUAUGCCUUUGUAAUAAAUAUUUUAAUACUCUA
Pangasianodon hypophthalmus (striped catfish) is the source of this 1072-nucleotide messenger RNA. RefSeq names its product NME/NM23 nucleoside diphosphate kinase 4 (gene nme4). Bases 140 to 736 code for a protein of 198 amino acids. Gene Ontology annotation, biological process: CTP biosynthetic process; UTP biosynthetic process; GTP biosynthetic process. The transcript is spliced from 5 exons. NCBI's taxonomy places the organism in Eukaryota, Metazoa, Chordata, Actinopteri, Siluriformes, Pangasiidae. Gene Ontology annotation, molecular function: nucleoside diphosphate kinase activity. The record is from RefSeq and is a predicted model, not a curated record.